UAGAAAUCUUGGAGAAAAAUAAAAUAGUGAGCGGAUCCCUAGCUUAGCUUGCUUGGGGGUAUGAUGUUUGGACGACUACGAUUGACGACGACCAUGGCUAUUCGCUCCUUCGCCGUGGUCUUCUUCUUGCUGAUCAUCGGCGGGAGAUGGAUCGUCUUUGCCGAUGGCAGCGGCGGCGGCGCGAGGAACGGCCACUCCGGCGGAUUAUGGUCGUCGGCUGUUGCUCCUUCUAAUGUUGGCUUAGCUGUCGCUAUCACCGUCAUGGCCGGUCUCGCCAUGGCUUUCACCGUCUACUCCCGUAGAGGGAGCAUAGGAUCACCUUGGCCACUGAGGAGAAGAAAGCAUGCUCUUCAGCCUAGUCAGUGGAAUUCUUUUUUCACCCACCAAGGUCGACUCAGGGAUGGAGGUGUCAAAUUUCUCAAGAAAGUUCGCAGUGGGGGUGUGGAUCCAAGCAUCAGACCAGAAGUUUGGCCGUUCCUCCUUGGAGUGUAUGACUUAAACAGCACAGAAGAAGAAAGAGGUUCUAUUCGACAGCAGAAACAGAAGGAAUACGAAAACCUGCGGAGACAGUGUCGCGAGAUUCAUAAACGCAAUGAAAAUGGUUGUGACUCAAAGCAAACAGCUCAGAGCAGCAGCACCGAAGACAGCCAGGUUCUUGAUUCCCAUGAUAUUGCAGAAGUCAACAGUUCAAAGAGAUCCAUCCAAGUAGAAGAAUCAGAAGAGUUGAAUUCCGAAUCAAUUCUUCAGGAUGGGGACUGUAAAAAGAGUGGCGUUACCUCCGAAGAUACUGCUAAUGACUCGGACUCAACCAAAUCUGAAGAAACCGAGACUUCACCUCUACUAGCGAAAGAAGAAGCAGAAAGCCACAACACGGUUAAGUCAAACUCAACCAACUCUGUAGAAACCGAGACUUCACCUCUUCUAGCGAAAGACGAAGCAGAAACCCAAGACAUCUCUAAGUCAAACUCAACCAAAUCUGUAGAAACCGAAACUUCUCCUCUUGAGGCCAAAGACGAAGCAGAUAGCCACGACACUGUUAACUCAGAUGCAGCCAACUCUGAAGAAACCGAAACUUCUCCUCUUAUAGCCAAAGACGAAGCAGAAAACCAAGACUCCAUUAACUCAGAAGAAACCGAGAUUUUGCCUCUUGUAGCCAAAGAAGAAACAGUAAGCCACGGUAAAAUCAACCAAGAAAAAGGCACUCUGACUCCAUCGUCAAAGCCUAAAUCUAAGGCAGAAGAGGAAUUCACCACAACUUGGCAGAGAAUCAUCCGCCUGGAUGCAGUGAGAGCAAAUGAUGAAUGGGUAUUCUACUCACCGUCUCAAGCUGCUGUGUCUGACACAAAAGCCCGAGGAAUAGCCACACAGGUUGGUCUUAACGACUACGAGCACUUGGACUCCUGCCGGAUCUUCCACGCAGCCCGUCUGGUUGGGAUCCUCGAAGCCUAUGCAGUGUACGACCCAGAAAUCGGGUACUGUCAAGGAAUGAGCGACUUACUAUCUCCAUUAAUAGCAGUAAUCGAAGACGACGCCUUAGCAUUCUGGUGCUUUGUCGGGUUCAUGAGUAAAGCACGGAAUAAUUUCCGGCUUGACGAGGUUGGAAUCAGGCGACAGCUCUCAAUGGUGUCGAAAAUCAUAAAAUGCAAAGACAUCCGCUUGUACAGGCACUUAGAGAACCUAGAAGCGGAAGACUGCUUCUUUGUGUACCGUAUGGUGGUGGUUCUGUUCAGACGAGAGCUGACCUUUGAGCAGACGCUGUGUCUGUGGGAAGUAAUGUGGGCGGAUCAAGCAGCGAUAAGAACGGGGAUUGCAAAGGCGACAUGGGGUAGAAUAAGGUUAGGGGCACCGCCGACAGAAGAUUUGUUGCUAUAUGCGAUAGCGGCAAGCGUGCUGCAGAGGAGGAAGACGAUAAUAGAGGAGUACAGUGGGAUGGAUGAGAUAAUGAAGGAAUGUAAUAGCAUGGCUGGUCAUCUUGAUGUAUGGAAACUUCUUGACGAUGCUCAUGACUUGGUUGCCAAUCUUCACGACAAGAUCUGAGAGAGACAGAGUGUGUGUUGAUUGAAUCUCACUCUUUACCACCAUCACUUGUUACUCUUUUUUUGUUUGGUUAGUGUUCAUCUGUUAUUGUUACUUAAAAAUGUUAAACAAAAAUAUCCCAAAAGCGGUCGAAAACGUUUUUAUUCAUGUCUUGCAAUAUUUUGUUACUUAAAUAAAAGAGAAGUAAAAGGGA
Eruca vesicaria subsp. sativa (arugula) is the source of this 2230-nucleotide messenger RNA. The record is from the annotation of a GenBank genome assembly. Lineage: Eukaryota; Viridiplantae; Streptophyta; Magnoliopsida; Brassicales; Brassicaceae.